AUGAUAGAAAUUACUCUGGUAUUCAUGCUGUGUUCAACUGAAAUAUUGAUUUCUGUAAAAGCAUUUAGACAAUGUGAUUGUGGCAUUCCAAAUGAAAUAUCCCCAGGGCGAUCUUCUCAUAUACGUAUUGUGGGUGGCACAAGUUAUAUCCCUCAUAAAUAUCCUUGGUUGGCUCUAUUACAAUUUAAUGGUACUUUUCUUUGUGGCGGCACGAUUGUUAGUGAUCAAUAUGUAGUGACGGCAGCUCAUUGUUUUUCGGACCCCAGAUACGAUUAUAGCUACUUAAAAGUGGUUGUUGGAGAAUAUAAUCGGUGCAAAGAGGACAUCAAAACAACAACAUUUUCUGUAAACAAAGUAAUAUAUCACCCCAAAUAUAACCCAGAGGACUUCUCAAAUGAUAUUUUGCUACUAAGAUUAAGUAUGCAACUUUCGUUUAACAAAUACGUGAGGCCUAUUUGUCUUCCAGCUUACGACAUAACGCGGAAUGUUCCUAGUAGAUAUCCAAGCCAAAAAGGUACAGUGAUAGGUUGGGGUCAGAUAGAAGAAAAUAUUAAAAUGCCUGCUUGUAUACCUCAAGAACUGACCGUACCGAUUUUGCAACCCCAACAAUGUGGUGACUCAAUUGCGCCUUCUUUAUUUUGCGCCGGAUAUCUGGAAGGCGGUAAAGAUUCAUGUCAAGGCGACAGUGGCAGCCCCCUGCAAUUGAUUAAUAAAAGAAACCGCUACGAAUUAAUAGGUGGGUAUCUAAUUCAAAAUAUGACAUAUUUAUAGAUGUAAUUGUAGGG
This is a messenger RNA of Aethina tumida (small hive beetle), 785 nucleotides long. RefSeq names its product prostasin-like. The transcript has 5 exons. Gene Ontology annotation, molecular function: serine-type endopeptidase activity. Gene Ontology annotation, biological process: proteolysis. Lineage: Eukaryota; Metazoa; Arthropoda; Insecta; Coleoptera; Nitidulidae. The record is from RefSeq and is a predicted model, not a curated record. The coding region runs from base 1 to 771 and encodes 256 amino acids.